AUGCACUUAAUUUGGUCUUGCCCAGCUGCUAAGGACGUGUGGUUAGAAAAUGGAAAGGGGAUCCAAAAAUGCUCUAGCGAUGAAGUUGAUUUCAUCAACAUUGUGGGAAGGCUUAUGGAACGGCUGAAAAAAGAGGAAAUACAACGAGUGGCAUUUGUAGCAAGACAAGUCUGGUUGAGAAGAAAUAAAUAUGUAUUCGGCGAAGACUUGCUCUCUCCAGCUAAAGUUAAUAAAAUUGCCACAGAACAGCUGGAGCUGUUCCAGUCCGUGGAUCAACGGCCAACUAGGAGCAGUUUCAGAAUAGGAGCACGAGCAAUCACGAGAUGGGAGAAACCACGUCAUGGAUGGAUUAAGGUUAACUGGGAUGCAUCCAUCGACAAAGCUGGGAAGAGGAUGGGAGUGGGUAUCCUGGCUCGUGACCAUGAAGGACGUAUUAUUGUGGCAAUGUGCGCGAUGAAGCCAGACUUAACAGAUCCUGCUGUUGCUGAGGCGGCAGGUGCUUGGUUAGCGGUUGAGUUGAGCCAUCAGUCUGGUUUCUCACAUGUAGUGUUGGAAGGCGACUCUUUGGAGAUCGUGCAGUGGUUGAGGAAAGAUGGAGUGUGCAGGAGCAGAUGUGGCCUUCUAAUAAAUGAGACAAAACUUCUUCUCCAAGAUAUACAAAGGUGGGAGGUUCAUCAUGUGAAGCGAAAAGGCAACGCAGAGGCGCAUAAGCUAGCAAGAUUGGCACUAUCCAUAGGAGAGGACCGCUUAUGA
Molecule: messenger RNA, 753 nt
Organism: Corylus avellana
Lineage: Eukaryota; Viridiplantae; Streptophyta; Magnoliopsida; Fagales; Betulaceae
Molecular function (GO): nucleic acid binding; RNA-DNA hybrid ribonuclease activity
Source: RefSeq, a predicted model, not a curated record